UAUCGUCCGUCGCGCUCCCCCGCACGCGGCCCCUCUCCCGUAGCCCUUCAGCUUGUCGCUCCAGAUCAGCGGUCGGGACCGAAACAGAGACUCGCUCACUCUCACGCUCCUGCCAGCGGCGGUCCGGUGUGAGGGGGCAGGGAGAAGCGCUACUCUCCAGCGGGAUUCAAGGCAGUUUCCAGCAGUCUCUUCCAGGAGGAUGGACGCAGACAUGUGUUUUGAAUCCGUGUUUUAACCUUUAGCAACGGGAGUUUGUCCUACUUUUAUAGAGGAUUGAAGCAAAGACGGCUCGGAUCUGCGUGAACUUCAGCCGCGUUUGGAAGCGGUGAGCAGCGGGACGUUUCUUCUGAAGGUCGAGUAAUGGACGGUGUUUCUCAAACACCCUUCUCGUAGUCCACGGUGUGUGUGUAUGUGAGCAGAGCUGGACACUGCUGUGGGACUCUGGGGAUGAGUAAAGUCUCCAUACGUCCAGGAUCUCUGCAGCUUCUAGGAGCCGCUCUCCAGGCAUCUGUGCAAGAGUGUGUGUCCUGGUCGGGUGUUCACCAUGGCUCUAGUUCAGGCACUGCCUGUACCCACUGAUCACCCAAAGCCCAGUACUGACGUCCAGCAGUGCUGCUCAGUGUCUCACUCCCCCACAGUAGAUGUCACUGGCACCAUGGGUUCUGUCAGCAGCCUCAUCUCUGGACGUACCUACCAGGAACGCCACUGUCGAGCCGCCAGUGACUUUGGUGCCAGAUAUCGCAAACCCACACCAGCUACAAGCUGUUUUCGACAACAAGAGGGCACACUGCGCAGCUCCAGCUCACAGGAGCAGCUUCUGAACAGUCAGCCUCCUCUACCCGCUAAGAACAAGUCUUCUGCCCUCAUCUCGGCUGGCAAUGGCAACUAUGGCUAUUUGAGUGAUGAGCCAGUGGGUGAUUGGAAUGAUAAUCACGUGAGCACAUGCAGCCCAUCCAGUGACACUGAAGAACCUUCUGAUAACAGAGGCAUGAAUGGUAACAUCGGUGGACCUCCGCCAAAACUCGUCCCAGUGUCAGGCAGGUUGGAAAAGAGUAUGGAGAAAAUACUGAUCCGGCCCACUGCCUUUAAGCCUGUUUUGCCAAAGAACCGCAACUCUGUGCAGUACCUGUCUCCAAGAUCAGGAGGCAGUCUGUCUGAAAGCCAGGGCAGUCUCAAUCUCCUGCUUCCUGGCACUGGAGCAGGAUCGGGCUGUCAGGAGAAGCGCAACUCAUACAGUGGGGGACGCAAUGCACGGAGUAGCCAGUCCUGCACCAUGUCAGACUCAGGCCGCAACUCCCUCUCCAGCCUACCGACCUACAGCAGCACAGGGUACAGCCUGACACAGAGUGAGGUACCUAAUGGGCACAUGGAAACCACACGCUCUGGCGUUGGCCACGGACACUCUAAUUCUGACAGUGGACGAUCCUCAUCCAGUAAGAGUACAGGGUCUUUAAGUGGGCGUGGCCAGCCCCUCUCGGACAGCGGUUCAUGUGGCCGCUCCCCAGCUCCAGGAGAAGGAUAUGAAGGUGUCAUUCGGGAACUUGAGGAGAAGCUGAGGGAAAGAGACUUGGAGCUGCAGCAACUCAGGGACAACCUGGAUGAAAAUGAGGCAGCCAUAUGUCAGGUGUAUGAGGAGAAACAGAAGCGCUGUGAGCAAGAAAUGGAGGAUCUUCGGCAGAGCUGUGCAUCAAAAAUGAAGCAGGUGCAGCUGAAGGCACAACGUGCUCAGCAGGUUCUACAGUUGCAGGUGUUUCAACUGCAGCAGGAGAAAAAGAAAUUACAGGAGGACUUCUCCCAACUGCUGCAGGAACGGGAGGCAUUGGAAAAGAGAUGUGCCUCCUUUGAGAGGGAGCAGACUCAAUUUGGCCCUCGUCUAGAGGAGACAAAGUGGGAGGUGUGUCAGAAAUCAGGGGAGAUCUCUUUGCUAAAACAGCAGCUGAAGGAUGUACAGGCAGAUCUUGGCCAGAAGGCCAGUGAAAUUGUUGCUUUGAAGGCCCAGUUGAGAGAGGCUCGUUCUGAGCUUCAAGCUAGCCAGGCUCGCUCUCAGGAAGCCCACGCCACAGCUCGCACACGCACACUUGAACUGGAGGUUUGCGAAAAUGAGUUGCAACGCCGUAAAAGUGAAGCUGAGCUCCUUCGGGAGAAGAUGGGUCGUUUGGAAGAAGAGUCCCUUCGUCUUAAAGAAGCUAUGGCUGUGCCCACACCCCAAACUCUUCCUUCUAAGGGCCAAUCCAUGAGCUUGCCACUCCCCCAAAGCCGUGGGGGGAUUGGUCAUGGGAUAAGCCCUGCUUUCCGGGACAACAGCAGUGAAGAGCAACUUCUUGCAUAUGAGAGUGAUGAAGCAAAGGCACAGCGCCAGAGCGUAGAUGUGCUUCAUGGUCUCCGUCAGCAGGUGGACCGCCUUCGGGCAGAGCUGAUGUAUGAGAGGAGGCGAAGCGAAGACCAGCUUGAGGGCUUUGAGGAUGAACGCAGGGUGUGGCAGGAAGAAAAAGACAAGGUGAUUCGUUACCAGAAGCAGCUGCAGCAGAACUACAUCCAGAUGUACCGCAGAAACCGCGACCUUGAGCGUGUGAUGAGGGAACUUAGUCUGGAGCUGGAAAACAGGGACAUGGAGGAGUUUGACAUGCGUAGCAACGAGAUCCAUUUUGAAGAGAUAACUGCCACUGAAAUCUAACCCACAUCUCCACUGUGCUUGUAAGAAGCACCAGUCUUCUUCACUGCAGUGUCAUUUGGCAUGCUUCUAUAUACUAUUUCAAAAAGAAUAAUGUUCAAGCCGUUAUUAUUGUCAUAUCCACAGAGGCCAAUAACACAGGGAAUGUUUGUAUUUAGACAUCUUUAUGAUCACUUCCUGCCUCAGAAACCUGUGUGGGACCUCAGAUGAAUGUACAAUUACUGUGUCCUGCAGUUAAUUGGUGCCACUGGCGAAGGGAAGGAUGUACUCAAAGAUGGUGCGUUGUUCCUAGUUCCUUUUCCCACAAAAAAUUCACGAAAGAUACGUUUUAACCAUUCUGAACGACAAUAAGUUGCAAUGAACAGCAAGAUGUGACAGAGCAACCAAAGAAGUUUAUAACAUUGCAUGCUAGAAUGCAUCUUUUGUGAACUACAUGGAAACUGCUUGUCAAGCCUAACUGCUACAGUAAAUUGGCUACUGUGGGCUGCAGACAAUGAAAGGCUUAUCUUUAAUUAAAUAGGACUAACAAGAGAAUAUAUAAUACUUUUAAGAGUUUCUAUUGAAUACUCCAAUAAUAAUGUAACAUUUUGUUUCUAGUUAAAAAUUGAUUGGCAGCCUUAAUUACAAUCUCUCCUUAGCUAAGCUAAAUAACUUACACACAGAAAAGACUUGGCAAAAAAAAAAAAA
Danio rerio (zebrafish) is the source of this 3358-nucleotide messenger RNA. The record is from RefSeq and is a predicted model, not a curated record. NCBI's taxonomy places the organism in Eukaryota, Metazoa, Chordata, Actinopteri, Cypriniformes, Danionidae.